AUGGCUGUAGUAUUAGGUAACAAAGCUCCAUUCCUAGACCUCGUAACCUCGCCUCCUUGUACCAUCAUCCCCGACUGGAGCAAAAUCCGGCCGCUCCCCUCAGACGUCGUUCUGCACCUCGUCAAAAAAGACCACCAGAACUUCAAUUUCGAUUCGUUGUUAUUCGAGAACAAAGAGAGAAACUUGAAUAUUAGUGGGAAAUCGAAUCGGUCGAAGGUGAAUGAAGUGGAGUACGAGAAUUCUAGUGACGACGAAAAUGGAAAUGGAAAUGAAUUUGAGGAGGAAAUAGGGGAAGAUGAGGGGUUUGAUUGGGAGAAGGAGAUGAGGAAGAGAGUUAAGGAAAUUGAAGAAAUGAGGGAAUUGGAAAAGAAAGCUGAAGAACUGCAGUAUAAAGUUGAUCAAGAGUUUGAUAACAACAGCGAGGAUGGUCCGGGUGAUAUUAGAGAAGAAACUGAAGAAGAGAAGCGGAUGAGAGUUCGAAAAGAACUUGAAAAGGUAGCAAAGGAACAAGCAGAGCGAAGGAAAACAGCUCAGUUAAUGUUUGAAUUGGGUCAGAGGGCUUAUGGAAAGGGUAUGUAUGGUCGAGCAAUUGAAUUUCUUGAAGGUGCGCUGACAAUCAUACCCCGGCCCACUUUGUUUGGCGGUGAGAUACAAAUAUGGCUUGCUAUGGCUUAUGAAGCAAAUAAUCGCCAUGCAGAUUGCAUUGCUCUUUAUCAGCAGUUGGAAAAGAAACACCCGAGUGUCAGUAUUCGACGACAAGCUGCAGACUUGCGCUACAUAUUGCAAGCACCUAAACUCAAGAUAUCACAGGAAGAAAUGGUCACCAUCCCAUUGAUAGGUUCAAGCUAUGACAGUUAUGCAGCAACAUGGACUGACAAGAACAAGGACAGAGACGAAAUGAGAAGUGGUUCCACGACUAACCAGCUUCCGUCGACCCGAGACUAUUUGGCAGACUUUCUGGUUUGGAAACCGCCGAUCGGUUUUGAGAAUACCCAAGCAUUCUGGCGACUGUAUAUAAGAUCUGAGAAAAAGCAGACAACAAUUUCUAAUAUGCGGCUAACACUGGGAUUUGAAUCAGAGAAGAUUUACUUCUCCGAGUUGUAUUUGAAAAUUGGUUCUCUAGAUGAUAGUGUGAAAAUAGGACGUUAUGCAGCAACAUGGACAGACAAGAACAAGGACAGAGACGAAAUGAGAAGUGGUUCCACGACUAACCAGCUUCCGUCGACCCGAGACUAUUUGGCAGACUUUCUGGUUUGGAAACCGCCGAUCGAUUUUGAGAAUACCCAAGCAUUCUGGGUAGCAUUAACUCUGUGGAUUGGUUUGGUUGGAGCUGCACUCUUUUUACAAAGUUGA
This is a messenger RNA of Fraxinus pennsylvanica, 1353 nucleotides long. The record is from the annotation of a GenBank genome assembly. Lineage: Eukaryota; Viridiplantae; Streptophyta; Magnoliopsida; Lamiales; Oleaceae.